Molecule: messenger RNA, 498 nt
Organism: Vittaforma corneae ATCC 50505
Lineage: Eukaryota; Fungi; Microsporidia; Nosematidae
Exons: 1
Source: RefSeq, a predicted model, not a curated record
AUAACCGAUGAGAGUUUCUUGACGGGGGAGGCGGUGCCCAUUUGCAAAGGGAUUGGAUCGAUUGUGUACUCUGGAACUAAAGUCAUAAAGUCCACGUCUUCUUCUGUCUCGUUGAAUAACACAAAGCUUGAGAAGUUGGUAAGAGUUAAGAAUCUUACAAAAAAAUCCGAAAUCCCAGGAUACUCAUUCUCCAUUGCCUCUUCCCAUUCGGUAUUUGAUGACAUCGCUUUAGGAAUUGUAAUUAAAAUCGGAAAGCAAACCAGACGAAAUAAGCUGAUGUGUAGUUUGGCAGUGAAAAAACCAUCUAAUAACGAGCUGAAUGAAAAAAGCAUCGAGGUAGUGAAGUAUUUAAUACUUGGUGCGGUAUUUCUAAUGCUAUCAUUCAUUGUAUACUUUCUUCCAAGAAUUCCCCUUGCCACUAAUCUUGAAUUUUCUGUGGAUGUAGCACUAACUUUUUUCAGCCCUGCGCUUUAUACCUGCUUGCAAAUAGGAGCUCAA